Malania oleifera is the source of this 915-nucleotide messenger RNA. RefSeq names its product zinc finger protein 10-like. The coding region runs from base 1 to 915 and encodes 304 amino acids. The transcript has a single exon. NCBI's taxonomy places the organism in Eukaryota, Viridiplantae, Streptophyta, Magnoliopsida, Santalales, Ximeniaceae. The record is from RefSeq and is a predicted model, not a curated record.
AUGGACAAAGGAGCAUAUCAUGAGAUGUGGAAGAAAUCACCAUCACCACCAGGCAAACACAGCUGCAAAUCUCAUCAUCACCACUUCAAUACAUGGGAAGAGAGGGCUUUCGAAGAAGAUGCAGCCGGGCCCUUUGGUGCCUUCAUAUGGCCUCCAAGAUCUUAUUGCUGCAGCUUCUGCAGAAGAGAAUUCAGGUCAGCCCAAGCCUUGGGUGGUCACAUGAAUGUCCACAGAAGGGACAGAGCUAGGCUCAGGCAGUUCCCCCUGGCUGGUCCUGAUACCGAUCCUCAGCCUCCCCAUAAUCAUGAUCAUCAUCAAGUUCUUCACCCUCACAACCUUCAAUGUCAUACUCCAAGCAAAAGUUCAUUAAUGGGUGUAGUUGAUUGCACAGAUCAGGUGAUUGAAAGCUUGGUUUACAAUAAGCCCACUAACCCUAGUGCCCCUAGGGUUGUUGCAUCACCUGUGGUACUAUUCUCACCACCAGCUAGGGUUUCACCCACACCUAGCGACAUUCACCAUCAGAAGAAGAAUAAGUCUUUUUGUAUUGUUCAAGAGCAACCCAGCUGGUCUGAUUUGGUGUUCACCACUAGAACUUCUAGCAGCAGCAUCUCUUCAGAUUUGAAAACAGAAAGAGGAGAGAAUAAUUCGAGCAAGAAGAAAUCAAUGGUACUAGUACAGAAUGGUACUAAAGAUAGUGUUCACUAUCCCAAUUUGUCUGUGAGCUUGGAUUUUGCGGCCGGGAAGGAGGAGGCUGCUGCUGUUAGGAUCAAGAGACAGAGACCGGAGGAGGACGAAGCAUUGCUACCUUUGCUCCUAGAAACAAAUUCGACUCGACAUCAUCAUCAUCUUCGACCGCAGACCAUUGGCGCAAUGGAAGAGUAUUUGGACCUUGAGCUUCGGCUAAAUGUGAGGUAA